UGGUCUUGAAACUCUGCCUUCAGCUGCCGAUGAGCAAGGGGAGGCUGAGGGGAGAAGGAACCCGUGGUUGCCCUCUCUUUCCUUUUCCUUCCGCGGCACCAUUUCAGUGGAGUGAUCAGCCAGCACAGGGACCUGACGCAAGUAAGAAGGUCAACUUUGACCAUUUCCAGAUUCUGCGGGCGAUUGGUAAAGGGAGUUUUGGAAAGGUAUGCAUCGUGCAGAAGCGGGACACGAAGAAAAUGUACGCGAUGAAGUACAUGAGCAAGCAGAAGUGCAUCGAGAGGGACGAGGUCCGCAACGUCUUCCGAGAGCUCCAGAUCAUGCAGGGGCUGGAGCACCCUUUUCUGGUCAAUCUGUGGUACUCCUUCCAGGACGAGGAGGACAUGUUCAUGGUGGUGGACCUGCUGCUGGGCGGGGACCUGCGCUACCACCUGCAGCAGAACGUGCAUUUCACGGAGGCGGCUGUGAAGCUGUACAUCUGCGAGCUGGCCCUGGCCCUGGAGUACCUGCAGAGGUACCACAUCAUCCACAGAGACAUCAAGCCAGACAACAUAUUGCUGGAUGAACACGGACAUGUUCACAUCACAGAUUUCAACAUAGCAACAAUCGUGAAAGGAACAGAAAAGGCUUCCUCCAUGGCUGGGACCAAGCCCUACAUGGCCCCAGAAGUGUUCCAGGGGUAUGUGGAUGGAGGCCCUGGGUAUUCGUACCCCGUUGACUGGUGGUCCUUGGGCGUCACGGCCUACGAGCUGCUGCGGGGCUGGAGGCCCUAUGAGAUCCACUCAGCCACGCCCGUCGAGGAGAUCCUCAGCAUGUUCAGGGCGGAGCGCGUCCACUACUCCUCCACGUGGGGCAAGGGUAUGGUGGCCCUGCUGAAGAAGCUCCUGACCAAGGACCCCGAGAGCCGCCUGUCCAGCCUCGGUGACGUUCAGAGCGCCCCCUACUUGGCCGACAUGAACUGGGAUGCAGUGUCUGAGAAGGCACUGAUGCCCGGCUUUGUUCCCAAUAAAGGGAGAUUGAAUUGUGAUCCUACAUUUGAACUUGAAGAGAUGAUUCUCGAAUCCAAGCCACUUCACAAAAAGAAGAAGAGGUUGGCCAAGAACAGGUCCAAAGAUGGCCCAAAGGACAGCUGUCCCCUGAACGGACACCUCCAGCAGUGCUUGGAGACCGUGCGCAAGGAGUUCAUCAUAUUCAACAGAGAGAACUGAUGACAGCUGCACAGGGGACGCGUGUCACAGAAAAGCACAGCCCAGGCAGUGGCCCCACAGCAGGUGCCAGCUCAGCCUGGUGUCAGGGAGGCUUCCUGAGGCUCCCCGCCCAGCUGAGCCCUGCAGAAUGAGGAAGAGAAAGGAGCGGAGCUCCAGGAGCGAGGACAAUGCACAAAGCAGCAAGACGGCAUGGCAGGCGUAGGAGCCUGCCACUGGCUAAGAAGUUGGAAUUAUCAGAGCAUGCACAGGUUGGGCAGUAGCAGGUGGUGAGGGGCUCAGGGCAGGGUUAGUUGGGUGCAGCCAGUGGGCUGGUAGGCAGGGCAAACCCCCUUCCCACUGAGGUGCCGGGGCAGGUGAAAGAUACAGCAGCCUGUCAUCAGUCCUGGGUGGCUACAUCUGUAGGGCCCAGAGGGCGCCCAUGUCAGCCUGGACACACACACCAGGCCGGGACAGCGAACCUCACCCACUGGGAACCACAUUGGCUUGGCCCGCUCUUCUGGUCAGCAGAAUGGGAAAGUGCAGCCAUGGCCCGUCAGACGUGGGGAAGGUGGGGGCGGAUGCAGUGAGUGGUUUCAGAGCUUAGCAAUUGCCCUGCGUCCCUGUCUGCUCCGAGGCCCGCCGUCCCUUCUGGGCCUUAGAAACCCAGUCCUGGGAACUUCUGCUCACACUAUGUUGGGCGCUUUGGACCUCAGGCUGCAGGCAGCCCUGACUCAGCUCUUCUUGACCCAGGCGUGGACUGAGGGGUCCUCAGAGAGGGCACGGAGGCAAACGUGAGCCAGCAUAAGGGCUGAUAACCCGAGUGGGUAGCAGUUGUGUUCUGCAUUGUGCUGUGUGCCAGAAGAUACUUCAGUUUGGAAUCCAAAGAAUCCAAAUUGUUUCCUUGUAAAAGAAAAUGAAAAGGAGAUAUCCCUCCUUGUAUCAUUUAGGGGUUGCAUCUGGCUGCUUUUAGCAGAAACACCACUAUACAGCGGCUUCAACCAAUCAGUUGUUCUUUCUCACUUGAAAAGUGAAUUGACCAGGCAGAUGUAGCAGGCUUGCCCGGCCGUGCUGAGGGCCCCUUGGAGACUUGUGGUCAUGGAUUUGCACGGAGGCUGGCACACUUAACAGGAAGGAGUUGGCAAAAUGAAGAAGGCAGGAGUUGUUUUCCAGGAGGGGGAGUCAGGGAUCAGCAUAUGGGAAAGGAGGAGGCCUGGACCAGGGUGCCCUUAGGAGAAUUGUGGGCACGGGGUCCGAACUGAUCUUUCCUCCUCACCUCUCUGCCUAUCUGAGGCGCUCCCGCAACAGUCUGAAGGCUGAUAGGCUACCUGCCAGAGCUGAUGUCCCCCACCUAUGGCCACCCUCCAUGCAGGUGGAAGGCUGGCGUGUCCCACCAGGACACUGUCUCGGCAUCACAGUGACACCCCCAUGUCCAACCAUCCCCGCUCCACAGCAUACAUGGGACAGGAGUCACGUUGCAACCACCUGGGCCUACCUUUUGCUGUUUCUCAUUUGUACAGAUGCCUGUGAAAAGUCCAUUCAUGAGCACAAUGUGCCCCAAACCAAGAGUUUUCCUUUUAAACCAAGAAAAAUGUGGGACCUAUUUAUGCUGCCCCUGUCCUGCAGUCCUGUGUCUGAAGCACCUCCUGUGUUGGCACUUGAGUAGCUAGAACAUUAAAUCAAGUACUUUCAUAUUUGACGUCAGCUGGGUGGCCCGUGGACUGAUGGUAUUAGUGACCUGGGACACAGAUCCAGGUUCUCCUUCGUACCUCCUGAGGCCACACUGUCCUGGCAUCCCCCGGGGGUCGUCUCCUUUCAUUCCCUGCCUACCUGGCCAUCGGCCCGCAACAGACUGGUCCUGCUCAACGUGUGGCUGGCACAGGCCUCUGCUGUGCAGAGUCCAGCAAAACAUGACUCAGAAGCAAGCACUGUGGCCACCGGGGUCACAUCCGCAUCACCUGGGGAGGGGUAGUAGCAUUCAAAGUUGCUGCACCUGCUGUGGGAUGAAUUGUUCCCCCCCAAAGAUAGGUUGGCGUUCUAGUGCCAAGGACCUCUGAAUGUGACCUUACUUGGAUACAGGGUGUUGCAGCUGGAACUAGGUAAGGUGAGGUCAUACCAGAGCAGGGGACCUUUAAUCCAGUAUGACUGACAUCCUGAUAAGAAGGAAGAGACACAGACACCCGGGGGAGGCGAUGUGAGGACAGAGGCAGGAACCGUAACGAUGCAGCUACAAGCCAAGAAAUGCCAUAGAUUGCCAGCAGCCCCGAGAAGCUGCAGAGGGGCCUGGAACGAAUCUCCCUCACUGCCUCCGGAAGCAGCCAGGCCUACAGGCUGCACUAGUUCAGACUCUGGACUCCAGAACCAUGAGAAGAUAAAUUCUGUUGUCUCAAGCCUCCCAGGUGGUGGGACCACAUUGCAGCUGCCUCCGGAACCUAAGCAGCAGCCUUCUGACUCAG
Messenger RNA from Manis javanica (Malayan pangolin), 3640 nucleotides. NCBI's taxonomy places the organism in Eukaryota, Metazoa, Chordata, Mammalia, Pholidota, Manidae. The record is from RefSeq and is a predicted model, not a curated record.